Messenger RNA from Salvelinus fontinalis (brook trout), 2816 nucleotides. RefSeq lists its product as uncharacterized. The record is from RefSeq and is a predicted model, not a curated record. Lineage: Eukaryota; Metazoa; Chordata; Actinopteri; Salmoniformes; Salmonidae. The transcript has 10 exons. Bases 291 to 2543 code for a protein of 750 amino acids.
CGUGACUAGAUGGAGUACAGCUACGACCGGAAGGGAAUUUUUGCAUCAGGUUAGGAGAGCAAUUUUGCUAACCCUAAAACCUAAACAUUUUCAUAAUCUUAACCUGUCUCCUAACCUACCACAUGAAUUAUCCUAACGUGCUGUUUAAAUUAUUCUAACCUGCUACAAAAAACUACUUCCGGUCGAAGCUGUAUUCCGCUAGUCAGAGCCCUUGACUCAGAGAGAAGCAAACAAAUGAGGGGAAUAAAAAGUUUUUCGUUUUAUUGUUUUGAUCGAUAAAGACUGACAACAUGGACGACUUCGUCAAAAAUAAAUUUCAGAACAAUGUCAAGAUUUACACUGAUAAUCUGGAGAGAAUCGUUCAGAAGUAUUCAAAGCUGCAUGACGAUGGGACUGAGGUGAACCUGGAGGACAUAACUCCCAAAGAUGUGAGCCGUUGCAUGUUCAAGUCAGAGUUGGAGUUGUUAAAGCUGGAAUUGUCAAAGAGUGAUGCUGGCCUGGCAGAGCUGUCACUAGGAGAUAUUUCUGAAAUACACAGGCCACAUGACACCACUGGAGACUUCAAGAUGGACAUCUCAUACCACCAGGAUGAUGCCAACAAUGAUUGUGUCGAUGAGGGUGCUGUAGACACGAGUGCUGUCACUGCCCCCAGUAAUGAUUCUGUUAUGCAGCAGGCUGCCGAGAACAGCCACUGGGUGGAUAAUUCCAAGGUGAAUGAGACUAGAAGUAACCUGUGGGGGGCGCCAGAGGAGCAGGAUGGGGAGCUGGAGCGCUCUCUGAGCAGUCAACGUAGCACUCUACAGGAGCUGUAUCCCAGCAUGCUCAGUCAGAUAGGAGAGGCCUGGAGGCGCCAACAUAUGUCCGACGCGGCUGUAGGGGUGCUAAGGAGGUACCACAGACUCAGGUGGUCGUCUAACAGAAACCUCAAUAACCGCACCUUCAACAGCACCCUGAGACCAGCUCACAGAAAGCCUGACCUCAACAAUAGCCAUUCCAUCCUCCUAACAUCUCAGAACACCACACUGAAUGUGAGUAACCCCAAGAGUCCAAAGUUUAACCUCAAAAGGACAAACGGCACCUAUCCUCCUUCACAGACCAAGGUCAACCUCCAGAAGUGGCCAGCAGAGAGGCAGUCACCCAGGAAGCGGACAGAUUCAGGAAACAGACAACCAUCUCGCCCUUUUCCACUGAUGGACUUCUCCUCGUGUCCUUCCUCUGCAGGCUCCAGUCCUGCUGCCUCUGCUCCCUCCUCCCCUCCCUCUGCUCCCUCCUCCCCUCCCUCUGCUCUCUCCUCCCCAGCCUCCUCCACUCCCUCUGCAGACUCCUCCCUACAGGAUAGCCCUGAGCUAGAUGAGGCACCCCUAAACCAAACCUUCACGGUGUCUAUGUCCUCUGCCCCACUCACCAGGGUUAGGUAUACUACCCUUGUCUUUAGUCCUGACAGAUCUGAAGGCCCUUCCACAGCAGGAGGGUUGAGCAGCCCAUCUCUGAGGUGUGCCCCCCCCACAGUCCCCAGUCAGAGGAUUUGCACAGCAGUACGCCCUGUGGUCAGUAUGGGCAUGUCUUCAGACACAGAGAGGUCUGCCUACCGCUCCUCAUCAGCACAGAGUCCCUACAGAGCCAGACUGCUGAGCUGGGAAGGCCAGCGUGCAUCUCCUAACACUGGCCAUAGAAGCCUCAAAUCAGGCAUUGCUGGAUAUCAUCAGAGAAACAUGGUGACGGUGGAACCCAGAUCUUCCCCUGCGUUUUCCCCCUCUUUUCAGAGGCCUCUGAUGUCACCCAGGAAGCUCCACCACCUGGACGCCUGCAGUACCUCCCAACUGAAAGUCCACUCAUCUCGAUUCCCCCAUCAGGAGUCUACUGCUAGGGCAGCUCAGCCAAAGCUCCAGCGACACUAUUCCCUGGAUUCAUUCUCCCCAUCCAUCAGUCUAAGGAACUCCACUAAGCAGAUCGAUAAGGACUUCCAGAAGCUCUACCACAAGCUUGUCUGUCAGGGCAAACCGGUCCCCUCCUGUCGCAUGUGUGAGAGGAGAGCAGAGACCACCAGAGGCCCCUCCUCCUCUGCUCUGGCUGCCCUGGCCCUGUCUCCUUACCACUCUGUCAUGAGGAAGCGUCGCAGGGAGCUGGUCCAGGAACAUUCCCCAGAGUCCAAACGCUUCAGAGACAACUCCUGCCUGUACUCACCAGGAUCUCUCCGCCAGAUAGAAAUGAUCAGGUGCCAGAAUCGCUCAGACAGCCAUUUGUCCUCCACCCAUCUAUCCUCCAUCCAGAGGUACAUCUCCUGUGACUCCCACGCCUGGAGCCCCCAUAGGGCCAGCCUGUUUCAGAUCCGCCACAGCCCCCAUCACCAACACCACUCAGACGCAGCAGUCAGGAAAGCUGCAGGCUCCUGGUCUGGCCUGCAUGUUGAUCAGCCCUCUCCUGCUUGUAGAGCGAAAUACAACAGAUUUGUUGGGAUUCAUCAAGGAACGUCACCUGUCAAGGCAGAGUGCCAAUGUGGCUGUUCGCCAAGUUUCUCUCGGAGACGGCUUCUGUAUAAAUGAUGUCAACCCACAGAAAGACCUGCACCUCUACCUUUGGUUGAUAUGCCUGACUUAAAUAUCUGUUGCUGUUUUAUAUCAGCUUUUAAACAGUUCUGAUGUUCCAAUUAUUAAGUCAUGUUACAAUGAACAGUGUUCCCACAAGGUCUUUUUUUAAUUUUUAAAUAGUCAAGUUAUCUAUUUUAUGGAACCUUGGGAUAACAAUAGCUCUUUUUGAAUGGAUAUAUGCAUAAAAUACAUACUAAAUGACUUUAAUAAAAUAAGUGUUUGAAAACC